GGAAAAGAAAGGGAAAUAAAAGAGUUACAUUGAUAAAAGUGUCAUCCCUUGGGAUGACAAUUCAGAAAUUUCUCUCAGAGUGCUGAGAAAUAUUGAUACAUAUAGAUAGGAAUGGAUCCUUCCCUGAAAAUGCAGAUGAAAACGCUUGGAGCCUUAUUUGCGAUUCAAUAUUUAACACUGAUGGUCGAAGGACAAUGCUGGCGUAAUGGUACCUGUGUCUGUCACUGUGUAGACUGCAGUAAAAAUUGUACAGAAUGUUCGCCUGGAUGGAGUGGUUCUCCCAUAAACAAAUGUCAAAAAGGUAACACUUUGUUUGAAAUUCAUGGCGGGAACGAAAUGAAUUAUCAGACACUGGAUGGUAAUCUUAACACUUCUGUUAAUGUUUCUUACGUUAAUCCAUUUGUGAGAGUACAAUUACAGAGGUCAACAGAAAUUGAUAGAAUAGACAUCACCCUCCGACUUAGGCGUGAUGCAGUUUACACAUUGUAUGUGAAAGAAGAGGUUUUUCGCCGUGACCUUGAAGUCCUCUGCGACACAUGGAUACAUAAUGACACUGAUACAAAGAGAACAAUAACAAUGACCUGCAGGAAACCUCUAAAAGGAAAAUAUAUAGAAAUAGUAUCUCCAAACAACACAGAACUCGAAGUGUUUGAAUUUCAACGUUUCGAAUGCACGGAUGGAACUUAUGGGGAAAAUUGCAGCAACAUUUGUCCAACAGGCUGUGACAAAGAGUGUGACAAAGUUACUGGCAGUUGUGUUUGUCGCAAGGGUUUCUACGGAAAGUCUUGUAGGAAAAGUUGUCCCCAGUCCUGUAAUGAAAGAGGAUGCAAUCCGCUAACAGGCGAUUGUUUGGAAUGCAAGAAUGGCUUCUUUGGUAAUCGAUGUGAAAUAACUUGUCGUGAACAUUGUAAUAAGACGACCGGAUACUGUAAAUGUAAAACAGGUUUCUUCACAGAAAACUGUUCCCUGUCUUGCCACACAAGUUGUUCAAACAAUAAAUGCGACCAAAAGACAGGAGAAUGUCUGUCAUGCAGUAAUGGUUAUUAUGGGAGUACCUGUAUUAAGACCUGUCUUGGAAAAUGUCAAAGCGGUUGCGACAAAUUGACUGGGCUGUGUGUUAAGUGCUCAGAUAACAUAUAUGGUCAUUUCUGCAAUCUCACAUGUCCACAAAAUUGUGCUGGGGAAUCAUGUGUUAGGAAUGGAAACUGUGAGCAAUGCAAGAGAGGAUACAGUGGUUCUAAAUGCAAUGAAACGUGUCCAAGUAAUUGUCAUUGGUGUAGUCAAGAUGGAUACAGUUGUGGAACUUGUAAAGAUGGAUAUUUCGGUGUAACAUGUGCUAAAAUGUGCCCUUCUACGUGUGGAGGAAAUGGAUCUUGCGAUAUUCAAUCAGGUUACUGUCAAACAUGUUCUUCUAAACUUCAUGGCAACUUUUGUGAAUACACUUGUAGUAAAUAUUGUGAUUCACCUGGAAAAUGUGAUCAAUAUACUGGAGAGUGUAAAAGUUGUGUUCCAGGUAGAUAUGGACGAAAAUGCUUAAACAAGUGCAGCGCAAACUGUCUUAAUGUCACCUGUUUCAGCAAUCAGACGUGUGUUCAUGGGUGUAAAGAUGGAUGGUUUGGUGAGCAGUGCAAGCAUGACUGCAGUGCUGUCACGGGAAGCUGUACACAUUGUGGUUUUAUUGAAGGAGAUGAUGAAGUAAAAUGUCUGAGAUGUGAGGAUUCUUGGUUCCUAAACGAAGCAAAAUGUGCCAAGUGUCCCGAAAAUUGUUUAUCGUGUUUAUCAAAUAAUUUGUGCACACAAUGUAAAAAUAAUCUAUUCUAUGGUGUAAUGUGUGAAAAGCGAUGUCACGACGCUUGCAUACGUAAAGAAUGUGAUGUGAAUGGAACAUGUUUGUAUGGAUGUUCUAACGGUAAAUAUGGUAUUGAAUGUGACCAAAAUUGUCCUGAAGGUUGCAGAUUUUGCUACAGUGCGUCUGAAUGCUCGAAGUGUAAUGAUGGUCAUUACGGUGAAAUUUGUCAACAUCUUUGUCAAGAUAAUUGUAAAGUGUGUCAUGAUAAUGCGAGCUGUGAUGCUUGCAAAAUGGGUUGGACUAAUCAAAGUAAAACAUGUAAGACUAGCAAAUUAGGAUGUUCAGAUGUUCCUCAUAUCUGUGCUUUCUGCGAUCAUGGAUUCUAUGGUAAUCAGUGUGAGGAGAAAUGUGAACACUGUAUAAAUGCAACAUGUGAUGACGUAGGAAAAUGUGACAUAGCCUGUAAACCAAAUACCAACGCUAAGCAGUGUGAAGCAUUAAAGGAAUCUGGUAAGAUUUCCUCAUUUCAAAGCAUGUCGGUAAAUCCGGCAAUGAAUGUGAGCAGGAAUGUCCCAAAGCUUGUGGCUACAAUGUUUAUCAUUGUUUCGAGAGUAAUGAUGAUUACAAUGAAAUAAAUCGUUUUUUCUGAAUGUAAAACGCCCAAGCGUAUAGGUUUAUUGUUCUUUGCAAAAAUAUGCAUAAAUAUGAACAGAAAAAUUAAAAAUA
This is a messenger RNA of Saccostrea cuccullata (small rock oyster), 2515 nucleotides long. Its product is annotated as multiple epidermal growth factor-like domains protein 6. Gene Ontology annotation, molecular function: scavenger receptor activity. The record is from RefSeq and is a predicted model, not a curated record. NCBI's taxonomy places the organism in Eukaryota, Metazoa, Mollusca, Bivalvia, Ostreida, Ostreidae. The transcript is spliced from 6 exons. The coding region runs from base 112 to 2424 and encodes 770 amino acids.